Molecule: messenger RNA, 1062 nt
Organism: Parnassius apollo (apollo)
Lineage: Eukaryota; Metazoa; Arthropoda; Insecta; Lepidoptera; Papilionidae
Source: the annotation of a GenBank genome assembly
AUGUAUUAUUUAGCUGGACUGUGCUCAGUAAUUAGUUGGACUGGUCUAGGUUCAGCAGUGGGCCUACAGUUUGCUGUAGUAGAAGAAAUAAGUGAAGAUAAUGAAGAGUUUAAUAACCACUUGCAAACCAUGAAAGAUUGGUUCACGAGAAUUUCUUAUGUAAACAAGAAAUUAUUCUUAUUGGCUCUUGUGGAAGACGUACAAUGUGCGUGGACCUUAUCAUUGCUGUUAAAGUCUAUAUGGAAUUGUCGUCUCAAAGAUUCAGUGCUUUCUAUUAGCGGAGCCGUAACACUAAGCAGCUAUGAUCAAGCUCCAAUGGAUCACAACAGAACUGCUGCACCAGUAUCAAUUCUUAGACAAAUUAUGGCAAUUGAUAGGCAGUGGUUUCGUUCUUUACAGUCAGAAAAUCAAGCUAUAGUGUUAGCAGAGUUGCUGACUGUAGCUGGAGGUCCUGUACUCUGGGAGGUUCUUAAGCGCGCACAAAACAUCUACAAUUGUUACCGCGAAUUGGAGCUACAAAAUUUGAAAGAAUCAGUAAAUGUUACAAAAAACCUGACGGACAAGAGCAAAACAUUGAAUCGUAAUUUGGAAAUUAUGGCUCGUAAUGACGAAAGUAUGGACUCCAUGAUACAGUCGGUUACGCAAAUAGAACACUAUAGUUCGCAACCACCAAGUAUGCCGUCAGUUAAAACCAGAUACGAUAUGCCUAGCAUAUGCGUCAGUCAAAAAACCGGACGCUCACCUUUCAGACACAUAAGAGAGAAAAUGAACAAGCCUAGGUAUAAGGACGACAAAGGAAUUAAGGAUAAACAGUCAACGGGCCACUUAUAUUUCCCGUGCCCUUUGAUGGAUCAAAGUAUAAUUAUUCCGCUCUCUAAGCCUCUUCUUAAAGAUCCCGCUAAUGUCAAAGUUCCAAUGAAGUCAACCAAGGUCAACAUUAAAUUACGUAACGACAUCAACACUUCACAUCAACAGGAUAACAAACGCUAUAGUCUAUGGAGUAAAGACUUGUCCAGCUUAUAUCCGGUGUCUAAGAUUGCAUCUUAUCAGUCGCCUUUAUAG